Messenger RNA from Volvox carteri f. nagariensis, 342 nucleotides. RefSeq lists its product as uncharacterized. The record is from RefSeq and is a predicted model, not a curated record. The transcript has 2 exons. Bases 1 to 342 code for a protein of 113 amino acids. Lineage: Eukaryota; Viridiplantae; Chlorophyta; Chlorophyceae; Chlamydomonadales; Volvocaceae.
AUGCAAUCUGGUGGUUGCAACUUGCUGUAUAUGGAGAACACGCUAGAGAACCUUGUGCACCAUGUUCGCCGCUGCAAGCCUGGCGACAAGCUGCUGAUCGAUGGUUGGCACCAUCGGCACCAUCAGCAGAAUGAGCCAUCCUGCUCGCAUGGCUUCAUCCUGAUUCGCCGCAAAGGAAACCCGCAAUAUGACCUACCUCACGCCUACAGUGUAUCCCGGCGGAAUGAGCGCAGAGCAGUGCGGGCUGGCCAAAUCUUUUGGGUCGAUGGCCCCAACAAACGUGUACGAGCAAAAGUACCCGCUCGUCCAGUUUUCAUACCAUCUGGAUGCCAUAGCGUCUGA